AUGGCUCCAGCACUGAGGCUCCACAGGUGGGUGUUUCUGUCCUCCGCAUACUCUGUCUCUGUCCCGCCGCGCACUGCGUCACGACGACUCACCACAAGUUCCCCACACUUUCCAACGAGGGAAAGACUGCGCAGUGGUCUGCUACACAACAGACGUAAUCGCUACGUCUACUACCGUGUUCUUACGGCGGACUCCGCGCUGACCCUGUUCCAGCAUAGACUUUGUAGCAUGCUGGAACACUUCGUCUCAGAUGAACCUGGAACAGCCCCAAACAGAGCUGGCUCUUUGAAAAUGGAGGAGCUGUCUGUCAUGGCCCUGCUGCAGUGCCCUCUGUGCUUGGAGCCGCUCGAUGCCUCAGCGAAGGUCCUGCCCUGCCAACACACUUUCUGCAAGUCCUGUUUGGAAAGACAGGAGCCAAAGCACUCCCAGCUGUUCUGUCCAGAGUGUCAAACUCCUGCCCAGGCCAGGACAGUAGAGGAGCUGCCCACUAACCUAAUGCUUGUGCGACUUCUGGAGGGCUUGCAGCUCUCACAGGGGCCCACAAAGAACAUGCUGACGCCCCACUACAAUGUGCCCUCAUCGCUUUUUCAUCCCAGAGUGGAGGAUGCUGAAGGACCACAGCCAGAACUGUAUAGCUACAGAGAAAAGCCAGGCCAGAGUGAGGUUUCUGUUAGAUCUUCAAUGCAAAACCAACAUAGAGGUGUGGUGAAUGAUCCUGUCUUUACCUCCGGAAAUGGUGUUUCUGCAGCAAAUGAAGACCUGAACACUACAAACCCCAACGACAACAGAACGGUGUGCGGCAGUGCUCCUCUGUGCAAAGCACUUUGUGAUUUCAAGCCACAGGAGAUGAGCCUGCAGCCACAGGAGUGCUGCCUGGCCUUCCUCAAGGGUGACAUUCUUACUUUCAUCAGACGAGUAGAUGAACACUGGAUUGAAGCCAAACUUGGGGCCAAGGCUGGAAUUUGCCCUCUGCAGUUUCUGGAGCCAAAUUUGGUGACUACCAAACUGCUUGAAGGCAAAAGCCGAAAGGGAUCUGACUCAAAAGAAUCCCAUUAUUGGACUAGCACCGGAGGCAAAAGCAAGGCCACUGACGCAUCAAGUCGGACCACUCACCCUGGACCCCCUCAAAUCUCGGGACAGGCGUCAUUUGUUUAUGCGCAGACUUUUUCAAACCAUCGAAAACAGCACACAGACAGGGGCGAAGAGGCGGCCCUCAACAGCUCCGGCUACAAGAGACAUCACCAGCGCAGCUCUGUGCACCCAACAUCUCGAAGCCACUCAUAUCCGUCCAGGGGGCACUCUCAACGAAGACGUCACUCUGACAAUUCACACAGACACCUGUCACAGAGUGAAAAAAGGAUGUCCAAUGACGCUCCGCCCCCUCUGACUCUGAAUCCUCAAAUGUCUUCCGUGGACAGCAUAAACUCCUCCACACAGCAGCUUUCCAUCAGCGUUUGUGCCGUCCUCUACUCCUAUAAACCACGGCGUCCAGAAGAACUGGAGCUGAGAAGAGGAGAGAUGGUUGGUGUAUAUGGAAAGUUUAAAGAAGGUUGGCUCCGCGGGUUAUCUUUACGAACUGGAAAAGUGGGCAUUUUACCAAGUAAUUAUAUAACGCCUGUGCUAAGAACAUCUGCCAAACUUUUUGAGACCAAAGCAGCCAAUGUGUCAUCCCAAUACACCUCAGUAGCUGGGCGGAAACCCACCGCUGCAAGGAACCCUGCUGUAGUACUUGCCCUUGAUAAAGUAAACGCUGAUGGAACAAUAUAUCCAGCAGGACAAGCCUCAUCUGUACCCAACGGCCCCCAGCACACCAUGCCCUCCACAGGGAAAGCACAGUUUCAUGGGGGUUCUCAGGGUUGGGACACUGUUAGGCGUAUCUUCAACCCACAUAGAGGAUUAAAUAAUUUGAACCAAAUGUCAAACACAAAUUCGACAAGCACUAGGCACUUUGCACAAGUUCAAGCCUCUGGCUACUCACCCGCCUUGCAGAGAAAGAAGAACAUUCUGGCCAACUGUGUCCGACCUUUUGGGUGGAUGAGCGAGUCAAUAGCACCCUCUGCUGCUGCUUAUCACAAAGACAAGGACUUUUCUGCAGCCCUUGAACCAGCUCAUAUGCAGCCUGCCCCUGCCCCACAAUCUAUUCUUGUGAAACCAGACUCAUUUAGAAACCUCGGAGAAAAGCCAAUAAAGUCUGUGCGCUUCGUUACGAAUGAAGAUUCCCCUCCUCUGAGACGGCGCACUUCCUCCUGGUCUGCAGGACAAGUUGCCACCAAUAACCAGUCUGGCGUCUCUCCUCUGGAAGUAUGGGCUCCAUCGCUCACACUGGGCAGAGAUGGACCUGGAAUCAUUUUGAAAGAAGGAAAAGCUCCUAUUUUCAGAAAAGUCACAGAUCUUAAUUCAAAUGGCACAGUAUUGCCCCAAUCACCAUUUGCCUCUGCCUCAGCUCAAUAUAGCCCCACCAGACACAGAGUGACAAGAACUCAUUUAGCAGAGACUGACUCUGAGCUCACCCUGGCUCAGGGAGAGCUUGUGCUGGUCCACAGACCCCGGAAUGAUGGACGUUAUCUUGUGACACAAGAGCGUAAUGGAUUCACAGGCUUGUUCCAAAAUAACAUCUUUCAAGUUCUGGAGAGGAUCAGCUGA
Knipowitschia caucasica is the source of this 2643-nucleotide messenger RNA. The record is from the annotation of a GenBank genome assembly. NCBI's taxonomy places the organism in Eukaryota, Metazoa, Chordata, Actinopteri, Gobiiformes, Gobiidae.